Molecule: messenger RNA, 1317 nt
Organism: Eucalyptus grandis
Lineage: Eukaryota; Viridiplantae; Streptophyta; Magnoliopsida; Myrtales; Myrtaceae
Product: UPF0481 protein At3g47200
Exons: 2
Coding region: 1-1317 (438 amino acids)
Source: RefSeq, a predicted model, not a curated record
AUGCCUCCUCCGGGCCCGAAUGAGACAGACUGGAUCGUCCAGGUCAAUGAAAGCCUCGACCUCGAGCUCCCGCCUUCUGGCCAGCAACAGUACUGGGGGAAGCGAUCCAUCUACAAGGUCCGCUCCUGCAUUGCUGACCUCAACCGCAAGGCCUACCAGCCGCAGGUUGUCUCCUUCGGCCCCUUCCACCACGGCGAGGAGCACCUACUCCCCAUGGAGGAACACAAGCGCCGCGCGCUCUGUCGCUUCCUCAAGCGGUCCGGGAAGCGCCUCGAGCCCUUCCUCGAUUCCCUGAGGGAGGUGGCGCAGGUCCUUGAGGAAAGCUACGAUGCACUGGACCCAACGUGGAAGGUGGGCAGCAGCGAGGGAGCGGCGGACCAGUUCCUGAAGGUGAUGAUCACUGACGGCUGCUUCAUGCUCGAGAUCCUGAGGAGUGAGACACAGGUGGACGGCUAUGCGGUCAACGACCCCAUCUUCAGCGACCAUGGGAGGCUCCACAUAUGGCCUUACAUAGUGCGGGACAUGCUGAUGCUGGAGAAUCAGCUACCAUUGCUAGUGCUGGAUCGGCUGGUCACCGUCGAGGGGGGCGGCGAGAAGGGUGACGAAUUCAUCAACGGUCUCAUCCUCGACUUCUGCAACCCCUCCGGCACGCUCAGCAACAACAUUGGCAAAUGCCUACACGUCCUGGACGUCUAUAGAAAGAGCCUGCUGUUCCCAAAGGAGAAGCCCGAGAAAAAGGUCAAGUCCAAUGAGGUCCCACCCGAGCUGUGCGGGGAGACGACCUGGUCGGCCACCAAGCUCCACGAGCAUGGGAUCCGAUUAAGGAAGAGCGGGACCAGCGGCCUCGAGGAUGUCUCCUUUGACAGCGGAGUCCUGAGGCUCCCCUCGAUCGAAGUGGACGACGCCACCGAGUCUGCAUUCCUCAACCUUAUCGCAUUCGAGCACUUCCAUGUCGGGGCCGGGAAUGAGGUCACGUCCUACAUCUGCCUCAUGGACAACAUCAUUGAUAAAGGGCAGGACGUCACACUGCUCCAAGCCAAGGGCAUCAUCGAGAAUCACAUGGAGAGCGAUGAGGCGGCAGCCAAGCUGUUCAACUCUCUGGCCAACUGUGUGAUGCUCGACGGCAACAGCAGUCUUCGAGACGUGAUCAACAGGGUCAGAGAGUACUGCAAGAAGAGGAGGCACAAGUGGAGGGCUAAUCUUAUCCACACCUACUUCAGGAAUCCUUGGGUUAUAUUGUCUCUCAUCGCCGCCGUUCUCCUCUUCGCGCUCACCAUAAUUCAGACCGUAUAUUCUGCGCUCAGCGACAACAAAUGA